AUGAUUGACAACAGACCAUUAAUUCAGAAUGCACAGCUUUUACCACAAGAUGUGGAAUACGCAGGAAACGUUAGAACAGAUUGGAUCGAUAGAAGUUUUUGUUGUUGCCGCGUUGCGUACUUUCCAGUUGGUAAAUUCUCAAUUUGCGAACAUUGGAGAGUAAGCUUAAAAAUACCAUCUCUAGUAUUACUUUUACUUACUUCAUCAUUUGUUUUAUUCAUUCUCGAUACUGCUCCGAUAUUAAAAUCUGCCCAUCAAUUCCCUAACAAAUAUUGGAACUACGGCGUCUAUUCCGCCCUUUCAGUAACAUUCUUAUUCGUUAUUAUAUCUUAUUUUUCGAUUAUUAUCUAUGGUCCAGGCUAUUUGCCAUAUAAUUGGUGCAUAACACGCCAAGAUGAAUAUGAUUGGGAGACAAUGAUGUCUUCCAUUGCCGUUUACCAAGAACAAGUAGAGUUCGGUAAGACUCAUGAAAGACCUGCCAGAGCUUCAUUUAGUGUUGAUGCAAGGAGAUAUGUUUUACGUGCAGAUCAUUUUUGUUAUUGGACACAGUCAUGGAUUGGAUUGAAGAACCAUCGCUUUUUCCUUCUUUUAACAGGCUGGGCUUCAUUAUAUUGUUUAGAGCUUAUAGGAUUCAAGUAUUUCUGGAUAAAAGACAUCAUUACUACAGCUAUCAAGCAAAAGAAAUUCGAUUUCUUAUCGAUACCAGGUUUCAUCUUUCUUUUAUUCGCAAUUAUAUUGUUUGUGUUUGCUUUCAGACUCUUCAUUGUCGCAAUGAACAACUUGGCUCAUAAUCUAACAUUAAUAGAAAGAUGGAAGAAAAAAGAAUCACCUACACCUGGCAGAUCUGCUUGUAAAAACUUUGAAUCAGUCUGCGGUUCAAAAUCGUGUUGCAUCUGUUGGUUCCUUCCAUUCAUUUCGCUUAAACAAAUGCCAGAAUCUAGUUUUGACGAUGACGGCCGUUCAGUUUGCUCUGAAUCUCUGCUUACACAGAACCAAUAG
Messenger RNA from Trichomonas vaginalis G3, 999 nucleotides. RefSeq names its product cysteine S-palmitoyltransferase protein. The record is from RefSeq and is a predicted model, not a curated record. The transcript has a single exon. Gene Ontology annotation, molecular function: protein-cysteine S-palmitoyltransferase activity. Gene Ontology annotation, biological process: protein targeting to membrane; peptidyl-L-cysteine S-palmitoylation. The coding region runs from base 1 to 999 and encodes 332 amino acids. NCBI's taxonomy places the organism in Eukaryota, Parabasalia, Trichomonadida, Trichomonadidae. Gene Ontology annotation, cellular component: Golgi apparatus; endoplasmic reticulum.